Molecule: messenger RNA, 3119 nt
Organism: Ictalurus furcatus (blue catfish)
Lineage: Eukaryota; Metazoa; Chordata; Actinopteri; Siluriformes; Ictaluridae
Gene: nkpd1
Product: NTPase, KAP family P-loop domain containing 1
Exons: 3
Coding region: 574-2808 (744 amino acids)
Source: RefSeq, a predicted model, not a curated record
ACCUUCAUUCCACUCUCAGCCACUAUACUCUAACUUCUUCAGAGUGACUCUUGGCCUCACUGUAGCUUCUCUCAUCAGUCUCUGUCUUGUUUUUGGACUGAGCUCUGAGGGACAGCUUUGUCUAGGUAGUGCUUGAGUUGUGUGAUUCAGCUUCCACUCCUUCACUAUUGAGCCAACAAUGCCAACCACUUACAUAGAAUUUUAUACACUAUUCCUAAGUUAUGAAAUUUUUUAACCUUAUCUUUAACUUCCUUAGAAAGCUCCUUACUUUUCAUUUUCACUUCCUUCAGACUGACAGUCUCCUCAAUAGCAGUUGAACUGAAGUAGUUUUUGUUCAGAAAAUGAGACCUGUUAAUAUUUCACAGAUAUUCACAUGCUUCACAGGUAAAGGCCAGAUAUAAUAUGUUUUUACUCUAAUGGAUUUUUAUUAUAAUUAUAUUAAUUUUGACCAUGCAUGUUUUCAUUUGUUAUAAAUAAAAUUCUGAUAAAUUCCAGGGGGCUUGAAUACUUUUGCAAGCCAAUGUAAAUUAUUGAACUAAAGUAGAUACUGCACUGUGAAAUGUAUUAAAAUGUAUGUACAAUGUCAAACUGAGAAACAAAUUUCCAUUCUGUUUUGUUUUUGUUUUGUUUUUUUUUGUUUUUUUAACAGAGCUAAACAAAGAUAAUGUAUAUGCAUAUGCAUUAUACAAAACUCUUGCAAAAGUUGAUUCUCCAUUGACUGUAGGCUUAUACUCAUCAUGCCACAGCAGGAUUAAAAUGAUUCUCACAAGCAUUGAAGGUCACAUGAAUGAUGAGGCAAAGAGAAAAAAGCAGAACAGUAACAGAAGCAGGUCCUCUAUUGGGAACCUGAUUUCACUAAUCUUUCGUCUCCUUUUCUAUCGACCUGUUUGGUCAGGAAAAAAAGAUAUGAAGAAAUGCAACCGUUAUGUGUUUGUAAGGUUUAGUGCUUGGCACUUUGCAGGCAGUGACAUGCUUUGGGCUGGCUUGGUAAUGCAGUUGUGUAAAGCUAUUCAGGACAGUUUUGGCAAGCUUCAGCUCAGCCUCUUCCGAGUAGCUCAGUAUGAUGAAGAAAAGGAUGGUAUGGAAAAGAAGACUGAAGAAAGCUCCAAUGACUGGAGGUCAAAGAAGAUCUGCUGCUGCCCACUAUGGGCCUUUGUCCUGAUGACACUGAUGGUUUGCCUCUUUAUUUUGGUACCAAUCUGUAUUUUAUCAUUUCCUGAAGUAAAGCCUCAAGGAGAUGGAGAUAACAACAAAGAGUAUGGAGUGAUCAACGGGUUUAUCAUUACAGUGCUAGGAAUCCCUGCAGUUGGAGCUAUGAGAUUUAUUUUCUUGCUGCUGAAGAACCUGAUCUUUAGCCAGGAUGUUAAUGUCAGAUAUGCCUUGGACAACAAGAAGAUCAGUGAGCAGUUAGGCUUAAUGCAUGAAGUUCGGAAGCAGAUGAGACUACUGUCAUGCUUUAUUUACUUCAUGGAGACUUUUGAGAGGCAAAAGAUAAAAGUGGUGCUGGAAAUCACCAAUUUGGACUGCUGCACACCAGCAAAAAUUGUUGGGGUCUUGGAUGCCAUUAACAUACUUCUUUCUGAUGAGGAAAGCCCAUUCAUUUCUCUAGUUGCAGUUGACCCAGAGGUUCUUACCCAAAAAAUAGAUCAGUCAAAGGAUUGCUUUAGUAAAAAGGACAGAGCUUAUGGCUUCCUGGACCGCAUAAUCACACUACCCUUCACAGUACCACCUUUAUGUGAGGUAUCAAAGUGCAAGGUCUUCAAAAAUAUUUUACUGGAUCAGUCUGAAAGGCCUUCUGACACACGAAGAGAUGAGGUUGGGAAUUUAUCUAGCAUAAAGACCUCCAUUUCUUCAGAAGCUGUCCCUUUCAUACAGAGCAGCCUUAAUGAUGAGGUUCAAUCCACUUCCCUGAGAGCAAGCAAUACCACAAAGAAAAAAGUGAAAAGUUUAAUCCAGGAAGCAUUUCAAAGCAUAUACUUAUCUGACAAAAAUAGGCUUCACACUUAUAUCUCAGAAAAUACUGUGUCUAUGAGGAGGGUCGCCAAUUCCACCAGGGUGUCCUUGACAGUCAUUAGGACUCUUAAUGUUGAAAGUCCCCCUCCUGAAAGAGUCACUGCUUGGGUUGUACUGGUAGACCGCUGGCCUUGUAGACUAAGUUGGAUACUUCAAUGUAUGGAAGAUGAACAUCAGGCUUUGCAUACUGUUCAAACCAUGGUUGACUAUGAUCCCAGCAGGACUCUAUGGAAUGUGUUCAGUGAGAAUAGUUUAGAGCUCCAUACAAUUAGGGAGAAGGUGGAGAAGUUCCUGGAAAGAGAUGAUGAUCCUGAGCUGUUUGAAACAUUUCUCAAAAAGGACUACAAAUUCACAGUCAUAGAGGCAGAUCAACUUAAACAAUAUACAGUUAACCUGGACUAUUCCAUCAAGAAUGAGUUCGCAAGGAUCAGACAAAUCAGCACUUUGAGAGCAAUAGGAAAAAAUACAUUCAACAAUUUGUCUCCAAACACUGUCCUCGAGCUGUCUGUGGAAGAUGUUUGUAAUGAGCUAUCCAGGCUGAAGCUCCCCGAAGCAUAUGCUGAGAUUGUAAAGCAAAAUGAUAUAAAUGGACAGACACUGCUUCUUUGUGACCCAGCUGAUCUGAGACAGGUCAUGCAAAUGACUCUUGGUGAAUGGACAGCUUUUAGGAUUCACUUUCUUGGAGACAUGUCAUAUUAUCAUCUGAGUGAAGCUAAGUCAGCACCAGCUGUCUCAAGUCCUAAUGCAAUUUACCCCUCUAGUAUGUGUAGUAGGAGCCAUAUGAAUCUUAUUUAAUAUUGUUCCUAUAUUGGCCAUUAUCAUUAAGCAAAGAAUUCUGGAUUUUUAUUAUUGAAAUCUUGUUAUUUACUUAUACAAUCUAGACAUGUAAGUUACAAAAAACCGAAGAGAUAUUAACCACUUUGCUUAUGUUAAAUAAUGUUGGCUCACCUUGUUCACUCUUAUGUUGCAACGUUAGCAGUCCAAUUCCUUGAUGGGAAAACUAAUGUGCUUCUAACCCCCAUGCUAUCAAAAUGUCAGGAAAAUAUAAUGUUUGACUUGUUUAACAUUAACAGGCAACAAGAUUAAGAAGAGAAAACAUAAACAUG